AUCUGCCGUGUGAGGUCACGUAGCGUUGACAAUCUACAUUGAACCAAGCUUGUUGUAUUUUGAACACAAUUGUGACAGCCUGCAGCCAGCAUGAUGUUUCUGUUGUUAAGUUUGUUACUAACGGUCGGAGAGGCUAAUUUUAAUAUUCUACCGGUUGUCCCCUUCCCUCAAGAAGCGGAGAUGAUCUCCACGGUAAGGAGAAGUCUUCAUGUGGAGGAGUUUAAGAUAACUACAGAUAAGCUACGAGAAGACAAGGUUAUCUCCUCGACCAUCUCUAGAUACGAGCGGUACUUUGAGAGGUUUGAACGUGGUCCAGCCUCCCCGGACGGUUAUGUCACAGAGGUAAGCGUUACAGUGGCGGACCCCACAGCUCAACUAAAGAUAGGAGUAGACGAGAGUUACACCCUCAACAUCAACCCUCUGUCUCCAGUGGUGAAACUAGCAGCCAAGACAAGGUUCGGAGUGGUGCGGGGCCUGGAAACGUUCUACCAGCUCUACAACAUCACUGACGGCACCUUCCCUUCUGUUAAGAUUAAGGACUAUCCCAGGUUCACUUACCGAGGGUUCCUAAUAGACACAUCUCGUCAUUUUCUGCCAGUAGAUACAAUUGAGAAGGUGAUAACAGGUCUAGCCAUGUCCAAGUUUAACGUGCUCCACUGGCACAUAGUUGACGAUCCCUCCUUCCCCUACUAUAGUCCCACCUUCCCUUCCCUGGCUGAGAAGGGAGCGUAUGACAUGAACCACGUGUACAGAAUCUCUGAUAUUCUGCAGGUGAUAAGUUAUGCGGAGGAUCACGGUAUUGUGGUGGUCCCUGAGUUUGAUACCCCCGGACACACCUUAUCCUGGGGUAAAGGACUGGAGAACUUCCUGACUCAUUGUCCGGGUGUGGGCACGUUUGGUGGAGACUACGGACCCAUCAACCCAUCUGUGGAGGCCAACUACCAGGUCCUACAGAAACUGCUUGCGGAGGUCACCUCACUGUUCCCUAGUGGUUUUAUACAUCUCGGAGGAGACGAAGUACCGUUCAAUUGUUGGGCUGCUAACCAGGAGCUGGUAGCGUGGAUGAAGAAGCAGGGGAUCCAGAACUUUAACGACCUGGAGAGCUACUACGAGGAGAGAUUGCUGGAUAUAGUCCACCACUUAAACACCAGCUACGUGGUCUGGGAGGAGAUAUUCAAUAACAACCUACAGAUACAGCCCGACACUAUAAUCCACGUCUGGAAGGAUAAGUGGCAGGCGACUAUGGGUAAAGUUAUCAAAGCAGGCUACAAAACCAUCCUCUCCAGCCCCUGGUACCUCAACUACAUCUCCUUUAGUCGGGACUGGAAGACAUACUACCAAGUAGAACCUCUCAAAAUCCCCGGAGCCACUGCAGAGGAGCUGAAUCUGGUGAUUGGAGGGGAGGCGUGUAUGUGGGGAGAGUAUGUGGAUGCCACUAAUAUUCUCUCCAGGACAUUCCCUCGAGCAUCAGCUGUAGCAGAGAGGCUCUGGAGCAGUGAGAAGAGGACCAAUGUUGCAGAUAUGGAGUUUAGACUGGAUAAGCAUAGGUGUGGGAUGUGCGCUAGAGAUAUACCUGCUGAGACGAUUAUAUUGAGGAGUUACUGUCCUGUUGAGUUUAGUGGGUAUGAUCACUGGUAGGAGUACCACGUAAUGUCCAUAAAAGGUAUCACUGUUAGGAGUACCACGUGAUACCCAUAUAAGGUAAUAUGGAGUUCUGAGAUAUAUGUAAAUCCACAUUCCACAUGUAAUUUCAAUAGUUAUCAUUAUUGAUUGUGUUUGUUAUAAAACUAUGACUUUUCACUGAAAAA
This is a messenger RNA of Bolinopsis microptera, 1808 nucleotides long. Its product is annotated as beta-hexosaminidase subunit beta-like. Bases 91 to 1638 code for a protein of 515 amino acids. The transcript has 3 exons. Lineage: Eukaryota; Metazoa; Ctenophora; Tentaculata; Lobata; Bolinopsidae. Gene Ontology annotation, molecular function: beta-N-acetylhexosaminidase activity. Gene Ontology annotation, cellular component: membrane; lysosome. Gene Ontology annotation, biological process: carbohydrate metabolic process; glycosaminoglycan metabolic process; ganglioside catabolic process. The record is from RefSeq and is a predicted model, not a curated record.